Malaya genurostris is the source of this 774-nucleotide messenger RNA. RefSeq lists its product as uncharacterized. Bases 54 to 608 code for a protein of 184 amino acids. The record is from RefSeq and is a predicted model, not a curated record. NCBI's taxonomy places the organism in Eukaryota, Metazoa, Arthropoda, Insecta, Diptera, Culicidae. The transcript has 2 exons.
UGUUAUUUUAAGAAGACUUUCGACCGUAGCCGCACGGAUUUUUUUUUUUGGUCAUGAAGUGUUUUGCACUUAUUUUAACUCUACUGCUUCCGCUGCUUGGACUGGUGUUUACUGGCGCAGCCGAAACCGUCGAAGACUGCACGGAAAUAUCCUGCCGGACGUUCCAACACAUCAACACCCUGUGGUGCCACACCCGGCCAACCUACUUCUGCCAGUGUCGACCGAGUCCAACCGGACUUUGGGUAGCUCAGGUGAUGCCGUGUGCCAUCGGAACCGUUUUCAGCUUCCGCCAGCAGGUGUGCGUUCAUCCUUCGGACACCGCAAAAGACGACGACUGUACGGAUCGGAUUCUGACGGAGCUGGACGAACUGUGCGAAGAUCCGCCGGUACGGUGUGGGACGCCUCAGGAGAUUAACCGACUGGCGUGUCACAAGGAGCCGAAAAAAUUCUGCCAGUGCCGCCCGCUGGACAUCAAUCCGACCCUGUACGCUCCGUUGGCUAGGCCGUGUGCCCCGGAGACCACCUUCAGCUUUCGACAGCAAACCUGCGUGCACGAUUGGACCUGGACGGACAGUUGUUCCGAGGAUGGGGGUGAUUCGAUGAGUUGAAGAAAAAAACGCCGGAUUUGCGAGACCGGAAUUUAGAAUUUGAAGCCUUCCAUUUCGGGAAGAACGUCGCGGCAAAGAAGCUCACGGCGUGCAACGAAAUCCGAUCACGAUUUGUUUCUAUGAGUUUAGAAGAACGAAUGAAAAAAAUAAUUACGGACACUAAUAA